Molecule: messenger RNA, 1849 nt
Organism: Mercenaria mercenaria
Lineage: Eukaryota; Metazoa; Mollusca; Bivalvia; Venerida; Veneridae
Product: pleiotropic regulator 1-like
Exons: 14
Coding region: 120-1532 (470 amino acids)
Biological process (GO): mRNA splicing, via spliceosome
Cellular component (GO): catalytic step 2 spliceosome; Prp19 complex; precatalytic spliceosome
Molecular function (GO): protein binding
Source: RefSeq, a predicted model, not a curated record
CUGUACGAAGUUUCGUACCAAGUAUUGAGUAAGCACAAUAGAAAAUGGCAGCUUCCAUGCAUCACAGAUAAAAUAUCAACUUUUCUUUGUUUUUUAAAGAUAAUUCUUCACUUGACAAAAUGACCGAGGACGUACAAAAGCAUUCUGUGCACACCCUUGUGUUCCGGUCACUGAAAAGGACACAUGACAUGUUUAUAUCUGACCAGGGCAAUAUGCCCCAAAAAGAUGAGAGAAGUGAAUGGUUCAGGAAGAUGUGUAAAAUUGAUGAUGAAUAUGGAGUAGUCAAAAAUAUGCCGAAAGAAGUUGGUAGAAAACAGCAAAAUACAACAGAUUCAAAUAAUCCAUUUGGACAGUGGCAGGAUGCUAGAAAUCCGUAUGGUGGACAGGAUGCUGGGGUCUCCCAGUCAGGCACGGAACUUUCCCUGGCAGAACAAAACAGGUCAGAUAAUCCAGUCUCUUCUGCUGGUGGUCAGGAUUCAAAUAAGGCACUAGUAUCUGUUGGAUCUCAACAAGCAUUGGUACCAAAGAAAGCACCAACCAUGCCAAAACCAGAGUGGCAUCCUCCAUGGAAACUGUAUCGGGUAAUCAGUGGACAUUUAGGUUGGGUAAGAUGUGUUGCUGUUGAGCCAGGCAAUGAAUGGUUUGUCACCGGAGCAGCUGAUAGAGUUAUCAAGAUAUGGGAUCUGGCAACAGGAACAUUAAAGCUGUCAUUGACAGGACAUAUAAGUGCAGUACGAGGGGUCUGUGUCAGCCCCAGACAGCCAUACCUGUUCUCUUGUGGGGAGGAUAAGAAAGUCAUGUGCUGGGAUCUGGAACAGAAUAAGGUGAUAAGGAACUACCAUGGUCAUUUAAGUGCAGUUUAUUCCAUUGACAUUCAUCCAACCAUUGAUAUCAUAGCAACAUGUGGCCGAGACAGCACCUGCAGGAUAUGGGAUAUGAGAACCAAGUCGUGUGUUCAUACAUUUGCUGGUCAUACAAACACAGUGGCUGAGGUCAGAUGUCAAGCUGCAGAACCACAGGUGAUAACAGGAAGCCAUGAUUGUACAGUGAGAUUGUGGGACCUGGCAGCCGGAAAGUCAAGGGUUACACUCACAAAUCACAAGAAAAGUGUUCGUUCUAUAUGUCUUCAUCCUACACAAUACACAUUUGCAUCAGGUUCACCAGACAACAUAAAACAGUGGAAAUUUCCAGACGGAAACUUCCUGCAGAAUCUUUCAGGACAUAAUGCCAUUAUAAACAGUCUGGCUAUAAACUCAGAUAAUGUUCUUGUUUCAGCAGCGGACAAUGGUUCCAUGCAUUUCUGGGAUUGGAAGACGGGUUAUAAUUUCCAGCGCAUGCAAGCUGCUGCACAACCCGGAUCAAUCGACUCAGAGGCGGGAAUAUUUGCCAUGGUCUUUGAUCAGAGUAACACAAGGUUGAUAACUGCAGAGGCAGACAAAACUAUCAAAAUAUACAAGGAGGACGACACUGCGACUGAAGAGACACAUCCGCUCAACUGGCGACCAGAUAUUGUCAAGAAGAAAAGAUACUGAACCCUUUGUGUUUUACCGUCUUUGUUAAAUAGGGAGUACAUUAUUGUACAACUGGCUUAUUGUGAAAAAACGUUUUGAAGAUGGGAAACCAAGAAAGGUUGAUAGCAGAUGGACAUAACUCAUUUCCUGAUGUUUUAGUGGCCAGAUUUAGAAAAAAAUAUAAUUAUGUGGAAAUGAAGGGUGGAAACAAGGCACUUGAAAUUUUUUUGGAGAUUGAAGGAUAUAUCAGCUGCUGUAAAGAACAACUUAUAUGCUUAUCAUAAUUUAUGUCAUUGUAAAAAGGAACAUUUUAAAAAGAAGUAAAAUUUUAAAGUGUU